This is a messenger RNA of Hyposmocoma kahamanoa, 1617 nucleotides long. RefSeq names its product EKC/KEOPS complex subunit Tprkb-like. Bases 291 to 887 code for a protein of 198 amino acids. NCBI's taxonomy places the organism in Eukaryota, Metazoa, Arthropoda, Insecta, Lepidoptera, Cosmopterigidae. The record is from RefSeq and is a predicted model, not a curated record. Gene Ontology annotation, biological process: telomere maintenance via recombination; tRNA threonylcarbamoyladenosine modification. The transcript has a single exon. Gene Ontology annotation, cellular component: nucleus; EKC/KEOPS complex; cytosol.
UCUAAGCUUAUAGUACUAACCCCGCCCCUCAAAAAGUGGCAGAAAGUUUUGUUCGAGAAAUAACGCUAAUAGCGCCUCCCGCCCUAUAUGCUCUAAAGCUUCAAGAUAAAGAACAAAAAUUAUUAUUUUAUGUACAAUUUGCACAACAAUAUAACAUUCCACCGAGUUUAAUGCUAGCGUCUUUUAAAAUUACAGGUUAGGUCUUAGAAUAAUAGGGUUAGGUAUUUUUAAUGUCGUUCUGUUAACGUACGCGGUCAACAACAAAUAGGUGGGUUUUGUGUGAAGUGUAAAUGUUAAACGGUGUUAAUAUAAAAUUACAAGUGAGACCUCGCCGCCAAUUUCAGGUAAAAAUGACGACAAUACAUCCCUACAUAUGUGAACUCGACUGUGAAACGAAUACUACACUUAAAAUGUACCUUUUCAAGAAUGUUAAAAAUUUAGAAACAUUGAGGAGUAAAGUAAUAGAAGGCGCGUGGAUGUGUGGGGUAGUGAAUGCUGAGCUGGUGUUGGAUCCGCUGCAAGUGGCGGUGGCAGCUAAUGCGGCGGUCGUCGCGCAACUCCGAGGCACGAUGCUCACCAGGACAGUCUACGGGGAAAUCCUCUACAACUUGUCUAUCACAAAAAACAUCUCUCAGAGUCUAAGCAAGUUUGGAAUAAACAAAGGAAGAGAUCUGCUACUUUGUUUCUUAGUGAGGCCAGACAGGGACAACAGUGAAGAUAUCAUUCCUCAAUUAAAGGGAGAUCUGUGUCCUAUUACUGAACUAAGCACUGUUACCAACAUGAAGGAAAUAAAAACUGCUUAUAAACUAAACAAUUUUAAAGGUAAUAUUAGUCUUCUGGACAUUAUAUUAAGUAGGAUGGUCACCAAAAGCUUUGUAUCUCAUUAAAUGUAUUACAUUUUAUCGGGUUUUGCAUGCCAAUCCCACCACACUGCUUGUUAUAGUAAUUGGUACUAUAACAAGAUGUCUAGGUUGGACAGUAGGAAGAGGCGACUGAAAACAAGACAGAUUUUUUGCAUUUUAGUUAUAAUAUUGUUUCAUCACUUUCUCUCUGCUUUCCAUAGUUCAGAAUAUUAGACUGAAUCUUCCCCGAGAGCCAAGAUUUCAGGCAAAGUCUAUACCACUUUUAAAGUUGGUGAGGAGUGAAGUAAUAAACCACCUGCACGAAUCGAGCAAGCACAAUUGAGUGUGCCAAAACCGAAUUUAGGGCAUUCUGAUAUAGAUAUGUUGGAUUUUAUCGAUAACUAUCAACCACACAGGAAAAUUGAUAAGAAUAAAAAUCUGAUCUAUUGGAAACAAACAUUGAAACAAUUUAUAACAAUAUUUAAAAUAAAAAGAUACAAUUUAUCCUGUGUGUAAACAAUAACUGUAAACAAUGUGUCCUUUUGUCUGAACAAUAUCAACCAAGCAGGCAUGUUAAUAGCUUAGACAUAAAUAUGAAUAUUCGCAGUAUCUCUCUGCAACCAAAACCAAAUUGCUACCCCAAUUACAAAGGAGUGACUAUUCUGCACAGUUUUUUGUGUUUAUAGUUAUAAUAUUUCUUUAUUUCUGAUAAUGUAUCAAUAGAAUUUUUAGUAACAGUGGGUAAUUACGACUAUGUUAAUUAAAAAUAAUAAUU